AUGGUCAUCUGCAAAUUCUUCCAGCAGGGAAACUGCAAGUUUGGCAGUCGAUGUCGUAACGAGCACAUCAACCCGAACGAUCAGAACCAAUCUUCAAACCGCUUUGGAGCUUUAGGAGGAGGCAGCAACAACCAGAGCCCAGCUGAUUUGACGACCGAGGUACCGCAAUGGAUCCUAUCAGCCUAUGCGCCAGGGAGAGACGCUCCUGAGCAGCUCUUUGGCGGGUUCCCACGCGAGCAGAGUUUUGAAGAGCUUCGACUACACUUUAUGAUGGGCAAAGCUGCAGGAAACGAGCAACAAGCUUUGAACGAAGCGCAAGAGCUGUACGCGAACGCGCAGCAACAAAUGCAAACUGCCCUCGGCGAUACCAGAGGGGCUGUGGAAUUUCUGGUCAGCGCCGAGAACAACCACCCCAACCGACACGAUGUUUGCAGAGAAGGAACGCAGGGAGCUCCUUUUGGUGAAUUCCUUGUUGGAAAACGACCGAAAUCUACCAUCGCCGACCCUGGAGCCCAGUCGAAUGCAUUCGGAGCGAACAACAAUAACAAUGCAUCCCCAUUUGGCGGCGGCGCAUCGACCGGCGCAAGUGCUUUCGGACAGCCCUCAGCUCUAGGCGCAAAACCAAGCGCUUUUGGAGCCCCAGCAUUUGGCCAACCGUCACAGCCAGCUCAGGGAGGCACGGCAUUCGGACAGCCUUCACAGCCAUCAGCUUUUGGGCAACCCUCGCAACUGGGGCAGUCUGGAUCAGCUUUUGGACAGCCCGCUCAACCCUCGGCUUUUGGUCAGCCAUCUCAGCCAGCUUCAGCCUUUGGUCAACCUUCAGCGCUAGGUGCGAAGCCCAGCGCGUUUGGUACACCGGCGUUCGGACAGCCUUCUCAGCCCAGUGCAGGAGGCAGUGUUUUCGGUCAACCGUCGCAACCAAAUGCAGGAGGUAGCGUUUUUGGUCAACCAUCACAACCGAACGCACAGGGUAGUGCGUUUGGCCAACCGUCACAGCUUAAUGCUGGAGGUAGUGCUUUUGGACAAGCCAGCCAGCUUGGUGCAAAGCCAAACCCCUUUGGAGCUCCAAACGGAACAAACAAUAAUUCUAGUCCCUUUGGAAACGCGGCCAACAACAAUCCUCCUGCAGCGAACCCUUUUGGUGCUCCCAGUGCUGGUACAGCGAACAACCAGAAUGCCAGCCCAUUUGGAGCAAACAAUAACCAGAGUAAUGCUGGAGCCAGUCCAUUCGGAAAGCCUUCUCAACCUGCACAAGGGACGUCGCCUUUUGGACAGCCAUCGAAUGCACCAGCAGCAUCUAACCCGUUUGGUGCCUCCAAUGCUACGCCGAACCAAAAUGCGAACAAUCCCUUUGGCCAACCCUCACAAUCUCAGACCAAUGGUUUUACAUCACAGAACAACCAGCCGCAAGCUAACAAUCCAUUCGGCAAGCCAGCCCAGCCGGCAGCAGCAAAUCCCUUCGGCCAACCUUCAAACACUACACAACCCUCGUCGAACCCAUUCGCGUCGCAACCCCCGACAUCAACCGCUGCUUCAGGGAACCCAUACCCGCCCAACAGCAGCCGGCAGCACCCGCCAGUCGAAAGCUACAGCUCCAAGGGGGCAGAUGGACGACUCUCCAUGUUCAAAGGCAAAUCUGUCAUGUACAAGGAUGGUAAGCCUGGAAUUCGGGAGUUUGAUGGAUCAUGGCGACGGAUCUGGUUCCCGGAUGGACCUCCAGGAUACUCAGCGGAUACAGAGUUGCCUUCUGAGAAGUACGAUGACAAGACAAAAGCCCAAUGGAUGGCUUUCGCACAGACAGGUGCCUUCCAGGGCGAUUUGAUGCCAGAGCUACCGCCGCCACGGGAAUGCACAUUGUGGGACUUUUAA
Molecule: messenger RNA, 1869 nt
Organism: Fusarium graminearum PH-1
Lineage: Eukaryota; Fungi; Ascomycota; Sordariomycetes; Hypocreales; Nectriaceae
Exons: 4
Coding region: 1-1869 (622 amino acids)
Molecular function (GO): metal ion binding
Source: RefSeq, a predicted model, not a curated record